CUUGGAGUAGUUCAGGGUUCAUGUAGGUCGGACUAGUAGUAUAAAACAAAAUCGCAUAUCGACCGAGAACAAGAACGCUUGGUCCCUAUCCUGCGGCGAAAAGAAAAUAAUGGGGAUCCCGGGUCUCACCAUGUCGCUGCAAAAGUAAGAAUACCCACACCCACCGAGACUAGUCAACAUGACGUCCAUGCCCCAUCCAGCUGCUGUGCCAUGGAGAUUUAUACAUACCUAGUAGUAUUACUGACUGGAGACCCAACGUAUUCGGCCAAACCGACACAAGCUCAGAUCGCAGAGUGUAAAUGCAGAUGCGAAGAUUACGCACGCGGAUGCGACCCCAGGCCGAGAAUGUCGAAAAUCGUCCUCUUCUCAGCGCCUCUGCGGCCGUUCGCGGAUUAUACUGCCCACGCAGAAAAAGUACGUACUCGAUACCCCAGCUUUGUCAGUUUCCGAAAAGGAGCGACGAUUGGGGAAUGCUGGAGGUCGCUUGCGGCUGCAUGGGGCGGUAUCCCAAGCAACAAGGGCACGCUGAGACACGACUCAAUCAGUGAGAACGGAUGGUCCAGCAAUUUGGAGUCCUCGCACGUUCUCGGCCAUGCUCAAAGCAGAGACACACAGCCAGAGUAUAACCUAAGAAUAGUCCUCCUUCUUCCAUCUCUAUCCCUUGUGUCUGUCCUUACCAUGUUCUAGACCACACAGCUCAGCUGCAAACAUUGUUUUGAUGCUAUCGUUGCAAUAAUAUCACCAUGGGCUAUGGCCUCGAACAUGCCACUUUUUUUCACAGUGCUUUCCAAACUUCCCUGUUUUGCCAGCGCAAAGGACUAGUCCCAGGUCCCGUUCGCUAGGCCAGGCUAGCCUGGACAGACGUCAAAGGCGCACUCGAGUUUGCCAAGCAGGUCCAAUGUCCAGUCCGGUAGUGGCGCCAGGCCGUCGCUGUGAGUGGUGGCGGCAGGGGGUCGGAGUACGGCAUUUGACAAGUAACUAGCAGGGUGCAAGAUUCGAUCGGGGGCCGGGAAGCGUGUGCCAAUAGCAGGCCGAAAGCAAAGCC
Molecule: messenger RNA, 1045 nt
Organism: Trichoderma asperellum CBS 433.97
Lineage: Eukaryota; Fungi; Ascomycota; Sordariomycetes; Hypocreales; Hypocreaceae
Source: RefSeq, a predicted model, not a curated record